GUUUGUUUGGUCGUGUUUAUAUCGUGCUCGUGUUAAUGGUGAAUUAACUGUUUAUUAAUCCAUCUUUAUGUUGGAAAUUCAUAUCACAAGAUAGACAAUUCAACGAACUCUCCAGAUCUUCCAAAUUCGUGUCUGAUUUGAGUGAUAUCUGUGAUAUAACAAUGAUUUAGAUAUUUAAACUGUAUAAAUAUGAACUGAAGGUGAUGAACAAAAACUAAUCAAGCAAAUACACAAAAACCAUUUCCUCUAUUUAGUGAUAAGCUCUGCCUGGCUAUCGAAUCUCUUUAUCGUCGCAACCAGAGGCGUACCCAGAGAAAUAUAAUUCGCAUUAAUAUGGAUAACGAGCUGAAGAAGAUAUUAUUGGACUUACAGGCUUCGAGUAAAGAUAUCAAGGAAGAAUUGAAAGAAAUAAAAGGAGCACUACAAAAACAAACGAAUAAAAUUGAACAAAUCACAAAUAAAAUAAACGUUCUUGAAAAGGAUAACCAGUUUUUGAAAGAAAAAUUGAAAUUCACGGAACGUAAAAUCAAACGAAAUAAUAUCGUAAUUUUUGGAAUCCCAGAGGAAGAGAAUCCGCUGGCUUACUUCAAGAAAACUGUUGAAGAAAAGUUGGAAAUCUCAUUCGAAGAAACUGAAGUUGAUAAUAUUUACAGAAUCGGACAGAUUAAAGAAGGUAGACCACGAGCUGUUAUAUUAGAAUUCGUCAGAAAUUUGAAAAAAACUGAGAUCUUCAAUAAAGUUACUAAAUUCAGAGGCACCGGUAUAACGAUCAGCAACGACCUCACAGAAGAAGACAGGAAGGAACAUAACGUGUUAUACAAGAACUUGAAAAUUGCAAGGGAAAAACAGUAUCAAGCAAAAAUCAAAGGAAAUAAACUAAUUGUGAACGGAGAAGUCUACACAUAUCAACAGUUGAAAGAACAGGAAGAAGAAACAGGGGAGAAUGAAUCAAAUAAUUUCUUCAGGACCAAUAGCGCACCAUCAACUCCAACUUUAAGAAACGGAAGUGAUUCCGAAGAAACAUCUGGCUGUAAUUCGCAUACACAAGCCAACUCAACCAAUCAACCCACUGUAGGAGUAUCUGUAAAGCCAGAACUGAAAAGGCCUGUAUAUACCAGAUCAACAUCAAAAAGGGGACCCGAAGAUAGAGAUCCUCCUUCACCAAUAGUUAAGAAGUCUAAGUGAACUAAUUCAAUUUAUUAAGUAAUUGUUUUACAAAUCAUCUAUAUAUGCACAACAAAGAUCAUCCCUUCUAGAAAUAAAUCUUGACACAACAAAAAAAAUGGAUCCAUUUAUUGAGGAAUUGGUUUAUGAUGCUAUACAAACACAAAAGGUAAGCACUAUUCAAGAAUUCAACUCUGUUUCACAAGAAUUCAAAAAUAAGUCAUUCCAGAUAUUUCAUACCAACAUUAGAAGUCUUUCUAAAAAUCUUGAUGAGGCAAAUAUAUUCUUUGAACAAUUUGAUGAAAGUUUUGAUAUUAUUGCGUUAACAGAGACAUGGAGUAUACUCAAUUUGAAUCUCUAUAAGAAACAUGGAUAUAACCUAGUAUAUAAUCAAGGAAACAUCAACCAGAAUGACGGAGUUGUAGUAUAUUUGAAAGAUAAGUAUGACUAUACUUGUGCUAUAGAAAAUAUAGGACCCGUUAAGGUGUUAAAUAUUUUGAUGGCGCUGGGUAUAAAUAACAAAAUCAGGAUAAUUGCUAUCUACAGGCCACCAUCUACUCGUCCAUACCAGUUUAAUGACAGUUUAUCAGAAUUUUUAGACAACAAACAAAAUCAACCUGGUGAAACUUGUGUCAUACUUGGCGAUAUGAAUAUUGAUAUCUUCUCUGGUACUGACUAUUCGCAACAGUAUCUUAAUGUUUUGUCGAUGAACAACUUCAAUUCCUAUAUAAAUGAUUUCACUAGAGUUGAUAAGAAUAGUAGAACUUGCAUAGAUCACAUCUUCAUUAGAACAAGAAUGGAACCUGUAUCUCUUUUACCUAUAAUCUACGAGAGUUGCUUAACAGAUCACUAUUCACUAAUAAUUUGCAUCAAAUCAAAUAAUAUUCAAAAACCAAUAAAAACUCAAUACUUCAAAAAAAUUGUUAAUUAUGAAAAAAUCAAAUCAAAUCUCGCUGAGGAAAACUGGGACCCAGUAUACCAAACUAUUGAUGUGAAUAUCGCGGCAGAUUUAAUAAUACAAAAAAUCAAGACUAUCAUACAUAAAAACACAAAACAAAUGAAGAUUAAAAAAGACGAGAAGAAAAAAUAUUGGAUAACAAAAGCACUUGUCGUAUCAGUUAACAAUAAAAAUCAAUUAUACAAAGAAGCAAAAGAGCAUCCUCACGACGAAAAUAUCCAAAAGAAGUAUAAAAAUUAUAGGAACAAAUUAAACUUAUUAAUAAAGAAUGCGGAAAUUGAUUUUUUUGAUAAAGAAAUUGAAAAAAAUCAAGGUUCUUCGAAAGGAUUAUGGAACGCAGUGGAAAGAAUGUGCAACGAAAAUAAAAAAGGAAAUAUAAUCAAGGAAGUGAAAACGCGUGAUGGUAACAUAACGAACGAUAGGUAUGAAAUGUCGAAUCUUUUCAAUGAACAUUAUAUCAAUGUGGGGAAAAAUUAUGCAACAAAAAUCACUGAACCAAAUGGAUAUGUCGAAAAUCAUAAAAGGCUGAACCAAACUAUGUACCUAUUUCCUACAAAUGAUACAGAAGUCAAAGACGUUAUAGAAACACUAAAACUGGGUAAAGCACCUGGAAAUGACGGAAUAACUUCAGAGAUUCUGAAAAUGAAUAAGGAUAUUUUAUGCAGACCCUUAACUCAUCUCAUUAAUAAAGUAUUCGAAAACGGGGAAUUUCCUAACCAAUUGAAAUUAGGUAUGAUUAAGCCACUAUAUAAGCAAGGGGAUAAAACAGAUAUCAUCAACUAUAGACCCAUUUCCCUCAUUUCAAGCGUGGCGAAAAUUGUGGAAAAAAUCAUGAAGAGGCGGAUUGACAGUUUUCUGAAGAAACAUAAUAUUAUUUCGGAUAAACAAUUUGGAUUCCAAAGUGGUAAAAAUACAGAAGAUGCAAUAGCACAGCUAACGAAACUAAUAUAUGAAAACCUUGACUGUAGCAAACCGACACUAGCUAUUUUCGUUGAUUUGGGUAAGGCGUUUGAUAAAGUAAGUCACUCGAGAUUAUUAACAAAACUAGAAAAUCUAGGAUUCCGUGGUAAAUCACUAAGCUUGAUCAAGCACUACCUCACAAAUCGUCAACAGUAUGUUACAAUUGAUGGAGUGAAGAGUGAAUUGAAAACAAUAGAACAUGGCGUACCUCAAGGGACAGUGUUGGGUCCGGUUCUGUUCAAUAUAUAUCUUAAUGACUUGCUAGAUAUGCCAAAAAGAGGUAGGAUUCUUAGUUUUGCGGAUGACACGGCAAUAAUUUACAGGGCAGAUAGUUGGCAAAACUUGAAAAAGUUAGCCGAAGAUGAUUUCAUGUCAGUAAAAAAUUGGUUUGACGUGAAUGUCUUAACAGUGAAUGCCGAUAAGACUAAAUAUCUUCCUUUUUCAUCGUAUCACAAUCACUUACCUCCAUAUAAUGUUCUAGAAAUGCGUGACAAUGUAGGUAACAUCAAAAUGCGAAUAGGAGAGGCCAGUUCGAUUAAAUAUCUGGGCAUUAUGAUUGAUAGACAUAUGAGAUGGAACGUGCAUAUCAACUAUCUGUGCGAAAAAUUACGAAUGCUGUUACCAAAAUUCAAAUUUAUUAAACAAUUCCUGACGAUUCCACAAUUAAAAUCAGUUUACUACUCACUAGUCCAAUCUCAACUUUCCUAUGGCAUUAUUGGGUGGGGCAGCGCUAGUAGUACAUACGCAAAGCAUGUUGAGGUUAUUCAAAAAUGGAUUCUUAAGAUUAUAUUCAAUAAAACCCGCUUAUAUUCUACCGAAAGAUUAUAUGAAGAGUCGGGAGUGUUGGAUUUGAGACAGAUUUACAGCCAAAUACUCUUAAUAUAUCUACAUAAAAACAAAAUCAAUAUUCGAUAUAGAGACCACGUUUAUAAUACCAGGAGC
Molecule: messenger RNA, 4024 nt
Organism: Phaedon cochleariae (mustard beetle)
Lineage: Eukaryota; Metazoa; Arthropoda; Insecta; Coleoptera; Chrysomelidae
Source: the annotation of a GenBank genome assembly